Messenger RNA from Ostreococcus tauri, 1179 nucleotides. RefSeq names its product unnamed product. NCBI's taxonomy places the organism in Eukaryota, Viridiplantae, Chlorophyta, Mamiellophyceae, Mamiellales, Bathycoccaceae. The record is from RefSeq and is a predicted model, not a curated record. The transcript has a single exon. The coding region runs from base 1 to 1179 and encodes 392 amino acids.
AUGACGACGGACGAUGUCGUCCAGCAAGUUGAAGCCCUGAAAGUGAACAAAGACACGUACCUCUAUCGUCUGAAAACGACUCAUGUCCUUUGUCUGAUGACGGCGUUCUUUGUGCUCGUGCAGUCGUCCCAUCGAACUAUCUAUUCGAACGCUUUCUCACUAGGCUUAGAUCGUAGUUCACCUCACAAACCACACAUCUGUUCACCGAAUGAAGUCGUAGGAAUGGUCAUCAACUCUACUUUCUAUGGCAUAGACGGCUGCGUGCUUCACUUUGUGGAUGCACCGCGACAUAUCUCCACUCUCGUUGAUGAAAGCAAAAAUAAGAAACUUUGGGUUCACUUCAUUGGGGACAGUGACACAAGGGGGCUGGUUUUGGGCUUGCUGCGGUUCUUAUACUCGCCACUGCGAGCGGCGGUGACGAGCGAGAUGUUUGCUAAGGCAUAUGAUUGUUGGGAUGAGGCGUCCCAACAAACGUGUCCUGGGGUGAACAUAUUCAACCUUGCAAGAAUGCAGCACAUAGAUUAUCAGUUCUGCACUUCUCAAGAUGGAGUCCUUCAAAAUCAAAAGCAUUACGCUCGAGGGGGGCAUUCCAACAAGACAGAUUUGCUCGAAAAUGUAUUCGACUAUAACCUUAGAGUUUCUUUCGGCUUCGCGGGACCUGACGGUCAAUUUGUGAGUGCCUUGCGGUACUGGACUGAGCUAGAUAAUGAAUCUUUCCCUGACAUUUUUUACUUGAAUUUGGGUGCGUGGUUUUCCCAUGGUGAAACUAAUAUUACAACAACCGAAUCCGUCACGUCGCUCAUUGGCAACUUACAAGAAAAAACAGGGUCUGACAUCAUAUACGGGUCAUCUCUCAGUUUUAGGCAACACCUCUUUGACGACGCUGUUGCCCGAAUCAUACACCUAAAACGGGAAGUAGGUAUUACUAAACUGCACCUUUUUGAUAGAAGUGUGUUCGGUGGUACUUUGAUGAAAGACUUAAAGCUGAAGCAAAACAGCGGUCAUGCACCCCUCAUAGUAAAUCUGUUUGAUGCUCAACGGCUUGUGCAGCUGCUUUUAUUUAUUUUCAGGGUUCCUCUGAAUUCAUCCUUCAUACCACGUUGGUUCAGCAAAAAUUGUAGCACUGCAGUGACCGCUGACUUCAUAGGAACGUGGAACCAGCACUGUGAAUGGUCAUAG